AUGCAGCUCUGCCCCGGAUCAGGCCGGUGGUACGGCACCAAGCAGCUCGGACUCGUGUGUCGUCUGCAUGGCACAAGCCUGCAUUAUGACGAGCUGCGCCAGGCGCGCCAGCGGCUGCUGGAGCUGCUGCCAGAUGCCGGCCACGGCUCGGUGGAGCUGGAGUCGGCGCUCACCGCCUACCUGGCGCUCUUCACGGCCUUCCUGCAGGCACCCGACGAGCCGGGACAGGAGAGCAAACUGCGGCACGUGCUCCGAUUCCGCUGGACGCACACGCUGCUCGGCAACACCCCCGAGGCUCGCCAGGAUGCGGUGUUCGAAGUCGUCAGCAUGUGUCAAAACGUGGCACUCUGGUACAUGAAGCGCGCUGCCAGGAUCGCUGGAAAGGAAGGGAUCACCAUGGAGGAUGCCAAGGAGGUCCACGGCAGCCUGCGGCGCGCCGCCGGACUCGUGAAGGCCGUCCACGACCGCUACAUCGGUCAGCUGCAGGACGAACCGCUGAAGGAGGGCGACUGCGACACGCGUGUCAUCACCGCCACCAUCAACCAGUGCACCGCCGAGGCGCAGGAGGUGACGAUGGCUCGCGCCAUCGAGCUGAAACACUCUGCGGGCCUGUGCUCGGCGCUGGCCCACGAGACGUCCAAGAUGUUCACCACGGCAGCCGACGCCCUGCGCUCGCUGGACCCCAGCAAGGUGGAGCGCUGGAGCAAGUACCUGCAGCUCAAGGCGGCCGUCUACACCGCCUAUGCGUACAACUAUCUGGGCGAAAACCUGCUGGCAGAGGACAAAUGUGGAGAGGCCAUUCGCUGUCUGCAGGAGAGCAAGAAAUUUUACGGCGAGGCCGAGGAGCUGUGUAAACAGUACGCCACCGCCAAGGGAGUGGGCGCAAAGGUGAAGCCCGAGCGGCUGCUCUUCUUCAGGAAACUCGGCCCCGUCCUCAACCGGACGCUGGAGAAGUGCGAGCGGGAGAACGGCUUCAUCUACCACCAGAAGGUGCCGUACGACGCGCCGCCGCUGGAGCUGCGCGACAACACGUACGGCCUGGUGGCGCCCGAGGAGUUCGGCAUGCCGGCGCCGUCGCCGCUCUGGACGCCGGUCACGUUCGCCGCGUUCGACGUCAGCCGGCUGGGCGACCGGGCCGCCGACGCGAAGAAGGCGGCGGCAGCUGAGAAGGCCGAGGGCGAUCUGCCGCCGGUCAAAGAGGUCAACGAGAAUGACACCGACAAGGACCAGGACAACCACAGUGGGUGCGUGCUCUCCUAAACUGGCCCUCCCCUGCCCGUCGGUACCGGGGCCCGUGGGCAUGGAGCCAGAUGGAGCCAGUGCUGGCCUAACUACCCUACCCCUGCCCGGCGGUACCGGGGCCCGUGGGGAUGGAGCCAGAUGGAGCCAGUGCUGCGGGCGCGUGCUGGCCCAACUACCCUGUCCGGCUGUGCGGGGCCCGUGGGAUGGAGCCAGUGCUGCGGGUGUGUUGGGGCCGACGCUCUCCUUCCCUCCCCGUGCUGCAGGCGCGGGUCUUGUAGGAACAGUUGGAGCAAUUCAGAGGGGGCGUGGUAAAUUACCAGAGAUGGUGUGGCCGCUAUACCAGCGCAGGUGCUGCGGGGUGGCCGCUACACGAGCGCAGGUGGGCACUGUGUGAUCUUCUCUUCUUGGCGUGUUAAUUCGGAGUUUAACCGCGUAUCGAGUUCCGAAACCUACGCCACUUUUAAUAAUCAGUAUUCUUGGAUACAUGCCAGCCUGAAAGUAAGGACGCUGUCUUGAUCUGUGAACAUUCAUCGGGAUGCCUUUUCAAUGGGAUAUUUGGCGUUGCA
Molecule: messenger RNA, 1808 nt
Organism: Amphibalanus amphitrite
Lineage: Eukaryota; Metazoa; Arthropoda; Thecostraca; Balanomorpha; Balanidae
Product: BRO1 domain-containing protein BROX-like
Exons: 11
Coding region: 1-1260 (419 amino acids)
Source: RefSeq, a predicted model, not a curated record